AUGGACCAUCAUCAAAAUUCAUCAGGACUUCUUCUUGUUACAAUGCAACAAGAAUCUUCAAACAGUGGUAGUGCGAAUUCACCAUUUUUAACACCAUCACCGUCCCGUGAAAUUCGUGGAUUACGUUUAUUUCGUGCAAUUAGUCGAAAAUUAGGCAAACGUUCUCAAGAAGAUUUAAGUUCAUCAUAUACCGGUGAAGAUGAUUCACGUUCUUCUAGUACUGAUUCCUGCUCAAGUACGUCGGCGGGACGUUGCUCACGAAAAAAUAACAAGAAUACUUCAAAUCAUCAUUUAUCUUCACAGCAAUCGAGCUUAGAUAAUUAUAAUAUUUCGCCAAAUCAUUUAUCAACGAGCAGUAGCAGUGGAAGUGAUACCGGAAGCGAUUCUCAAGAAUCAAAAUCAAUCCGCCAUCGGCAUCAUCAUUCCACGACAGCAGCUGUGUCUUUUCGUAGAGUGUUCCAACAUUUUGGUUCACGAAAUAAUCACCAACAACGUUCUCUCAGUUGUGAAAACACUAAAGACAGUAAUUUUAGUGAUUCAAAUGAUUCAAAUACUUCAUCGAAUACAAAACGUUCCAGUAAAAAAAAUCAAGUUCCAAAACGUAUUUUACGAGCACCAAUCACAUACACCUAUAUCCGAGGUAUGUCUGGUUUACCAACACAGCGUGUCCCAAGAUCUACUCAUCGCUAUCCUCACAGUAAUAGAACGUCAGCAAGUGACUGCUAUUGUAAUCAGUAUUCCACCAAUAUUACAUCAAGAUAUUAA
Messenger RNA from Chrysoperla carnea, 765 nucleotides. RefSeq names its product suppressor protein SRP40-like. The transcript has a single exon. NCBI's taxonomy places the organism in Eukaryota, Metazoa, Arthropoda, Insecta, Neuroptera, Chrysopidae. The record is from RefSeq and is a predicted model, not a curated record. Bases 1 to 765 code for a protein of 254 amino acids.